UGUUGAUUGUCUGCUAUGUUCUCUUCAAAGGCAAAAGUAGAUACAGAAAACUUUAUGGUGUUGUCUGUCUUACCUCGCCCCUCUGAGUUUGGUACAUAUGUCAAACUUGCACUUUAUAGUAAUGACCGUUGGCCUGUGUUGACAGUUUUAGUAUUUUCUGUUCUUGACCUCUCUUUCAAAAUUGAAUUGCUUCAUGAUAAAGAAUUCUUAAUUAUUUUACAGCUUUUUCCCUUUUCUUAUAUUUUGCAGAGGAAUUUUCAUGUAGCUAGUAUAUAUGCUGGAAAGGAUAGUGUACCGCUUAAAGGAGCUUCAGUUAUUUCGGAGCUAAAAUAUCUUUUGAAUUUGUUGACUCUUUGUUGGCACUUUUCUAAAAAGCCCUUCCCAUUAUUCUUGGAGGCUACCGGCUACUCUGUAGAAGAUGUCCUACUUCAGGAACCUAAAGCAGGAAUUCUAAAGCCAGCUUUUACAAUUCUAACUGACAAAAGCACAAAAUGUAUUCUGCUAUUAAUUAGGGGAACUCAUAGUAUCAGAGAUACCUUGACAGCUGCAACUGGAGCAGUAGUACCAUUCCACCAUACUGUUGUAAAUGAAGGUGGCAUUAGUGAUGUAGUUUUAGGAUAUGCGCACUAUGGGAUGGUUGCCGCUGCUCGGUGGACUGCAAAACUUGCGACUCCUUGUCUGAUGAAGGCAUUACAUGAAUAUCCAGAUUACAGAAUACAGGUUUUAGAAUAUUUUCUUUACUUUGAGAAGCCAGGCAUCUGGGAUAAGAAUAGUGUGCAGCUUUUGCUCCACUCCCUCCACCCUAACCCUAACCCUAAUCCUAACCCUAAUCCUCCUCUUCGUCUUCUUCUUCUUCCUCCCAACCCCUACUCCAAGCCCCUCUCCCUCCUCGCCGACCGGUGCUCCUCCAUGUCCGAGCUCAAGCAAGUCCACGCCCAGAUGGUCGUCUCCGGCCGCGUCCACGACGCCUACGCCGCGAGCCGCCUCCUCUCCUUCGCCGCGCUCUCCCCCUCCGGCGACCUCCCCUACGCCGCCCUCCUCUUCCGCCAAACCCUAGCCCCCAACUCCUUCAUGCUCAACACACUCCUCCGCGCCCUCGCCGCAGGCCCCGAUCCCUCCGCCGCGCUCCUCCUCUACGCGCGCGCCCGCCGCGUCGGCUCCCUGCUCCCCGGUAAGCACACCUUCCCCUUCCUCCUCAAGGCCUGUGCUAACGCUUGCUGUUCGAAAUCAGUCGUCGCGCAAAUCCAUACCCACGUUUUCAAACAUGGGUUGGAUUUAGAUUUGUAUGUGGUUAACGGAUUGGUCCGGUGUUAUGCUUCCUGCGGGCUUCUCGGCAGUGCCCACCGACUGUUCGAUGAAACUCCUGAAAGAAAUUUGAUUCUUUGGACCACGAUUAUUAGCGGGUACGCUCAGAAUUCGCAGUCCGACGAGGCCCUGUGGCUUUUUGAUCAGAUGGUACAGUUUGGCAUCGAACCGUGUGACGCGACUCUGUCGUCGGUCCUUUCCGCUUGCACUCGAUCGGGCGGGUUGGAAUUGGGGAAACAGAUACAUGUAUUUAUAAGAGAGAAGGGGAUUGAAGUGGGAGUGAUCCUUGGAACUGCGUUAGUGGAUAUGUAUGCGAAAAACGGAGCCAUUUUUGAUGCGCUGAAAGUGUUCGAGGAAAUGCCGGAGAGAAACACUGCGACAUGGAACGCGGUAAUUUGUGGCUUGGCUCAUCACGGCCAUGCGACUGAAGCUAUUGAGCUGUUUUGGGAGAUGAAGAGGUUGAAGUUCCAGCCAAAUGAUGUAACUUUUGUGGGCGUGCUAUCGGCUUGUUGCAAUGGCGGUUUGCUCGAAUUGGGUCGAAGGGUUUUUGGUUCGAUGGAGGAGGAUUAUGGUGUGGAGCCGAAAAUUCAGCAUUUUGGAUGCAUGGUCGAUCUUCUCGGAAGAAGCGGGAGAUUAGAAGAGGCAGAGGAGUUGAUAAACGGAAUGAGAUGGGGAGCCGAUGUCGUGGUUUGGGGUGCUUUGCUUAAUGCUUGUAAGAAUUAUGGGAAUAUAGCGAUUGCGGAGAGGGUGGUGAAGGAGAUUCUUAAGGUGGAGCCUGAUAAUCAUGGGGUUUAUGUUGUGUUGUCUAAUAUGUAUGCGGAGGUGGGGAGGUGGGAAGAUGUUGUGAGGUCGAGGAAAGUGCUGAGGGAUGGGCAAUUGAAGAAAGUUGCAGGUUGGAGCUCUGUGGAUGGUGAUAGUUAACUUGACUCUCUAGUUCAUAUGCUUCAAUAGGAUGAGUGAGUGAAACACUGCAUCCAACUAUAUGCUUCAAUAGGAUGUGUGAGAGAAUGCCACAUCAAGAUAUGGGAUGGGCUGUUGCAACAUAUUCAUUGCCUCGAUUGAGGAUUACGGAACGACAAGAGGAUAAAGAAAGGGAAAGAAAAGAGAACUAAUUGUGUUCCUUCUAUCAUUCAAAAUACGGUUGGAUUAGAGUUCAUAAUUUGAAAGCUAAGAAUUUAAGUACCGUGACAUAGGAUACUGUUGAGAACUUGCCGACACGAGAUUGUGCUGAGCACUUGCCGACACGGUACGGCACAAUGCUUGCCGUGCCGUGCCAUUCCUAUGUGUGCCAUUGACAAAUAAAGCUUUGUGCCGUCACGUUUUAGCAUGAAAUAUUUAUUUUCUUUGGCACUAGCAUCUUCUAAUUGUUUUUAGUAUAUCUUUAUCAAAUUUUUUCACUUUAUUGAUGUAGUUGCUUGCUAGUUUGGAGAAAAAAGAAUUUCGAGUCGUGCUAUUGGGAUAGUAAUCGCAUUGUGCUGAUAUUUUGUCAGCACCGUAGGCAAGGCCGACAGUGCCAGACUCGUUCUGAUGAGCAAACAUUCAUGAAUUUUGUAUGAAAUUGUUGCUUUCGAGAAUUACGCCUGCAAUCAUAUGACUCUUUGAUGUCAGAUAAUUUUGCUGUGAACACUUUGAGAACUAGUCCGGCAAGUUUCUUUCAGAUUAUUAGCGAAUUCGACCUUUCCGAGUAUCUGCAAAUCACAGGGUUCUGCAAGCAAAUUUCUGGUAGAUUAGGGCUUGGUUUGAAGAAAGUUUUGUGUAGAUGAAAGUGGAGUACAGUGGCAAUUGCGUUUGUCCGAACUCAAAAUUUUCUAUCACUUGUUUGAUUUAAUGAAGGCAAUAGUAUUGAAUGUCAGAUUCUGUGACAUCUGUUAUUUGUUUUAAUGAAACUUUGAUUAAUGUAUUUAUUUAUUACUCUUGGGUGAA
Ananas comosus (pineapple) is the source of this 3228-nucleotide messenger RNA. Its product is annotated as pentatricopeptide repeat-containing protein At5g56310-like. The coding region runs from base 16 to 2226 and encodes 736 amino acids. Lineage: Eukaryota; Viridiplantae; Streptophyta; Magnoliopsida; Poales; Bromeliaceae. The record is from RefSeq and is a predicted model, not a curated record. The transcript is spliced from 4 exons. Gene Ontology annotation, molecular function: RNA binding; protein binding. Gene Ontology annotation, biological process: lipid metabolic process; RNA modification.